Molecule: messenger RNA, 4642 nt
Organism: Leucoraja erinaceus (little skate)
Lineage: Eukaryota; Metazoa; Chordata; Chondrichthyes; Rajiformes; Rajidae
Product: DENN domain-containing protein 3-like
Exons: 25
Coding region: 416-4321 (1301 amino acids)
Biological process (GO): regulation of Rab protein signal transduction
Cellular component (GO): cytoplasmic vesicle
Molecular function (GO): protein binding
Source: RefSeq, a predicted model, not a curated record
UUGUGGAAGGAAAUGAUGUUGGGAUGGGGGAAAUAAGGGUGUUUACGUGGGCUGGUGGAAACUAAAAUAAACAGCCGACAUUCCCAGAAUUCUUUGAACAAAAAGAAGUUGUCAGGUGAUUUGCUGAGGAAACUUUCUUUUUGUUUUCUGUGAGAUGCGGUGUGUGUGAGGGGAGGCUCCGGCCGUGCCAACCAAAGAACCUUUGCUAUAGGAUCUUUGGUGCCAUCUCACCUUCCCCAUGCGUGGCGGAAUUUGCGUGCCUGAUCCCUGAUCCCGGAGCUGGAGUGGAUGCGUUGCCAUUCUUUACCCCCCUCACUACUGCCUGAAAAAAAGCACAACCCUGUGCAAAAUCCUUCGGAUCCUGUGCACGGCGAUCCACAGCCGUUAGACAUCAACCACAGAAGAAAAGCCAGUUAUGGCUGAAGUUCUGCCUCAUGGAAUAUUGGAAAUUUGUGUAGUUGUGGGAGCGUCACAUGAAAAACUGAAGGAAAUUUGCCAGGCAUUCCCGAAAGAUGGUAUUCGAUCACAUUGUUACCUUAGCCCAGAGAUUCGAUCGGUUCAUGUUCCCCCCUUUGUUAGUAAAGAGGACAGUCGUUUUGGUAAUUCUGAUCAAAGUUUUACGAGAAUUUCUAGACGGCGUUCAUUCAAAAAGAAAAAGGAAUUGAAGCACACAAAUCCUGCCGCAACCAAUGCAAAUGCAGGUCACAUAGAGUCACAGAGUGAGGAGUUUAGCAUUCCAAGUAACAUAGAUCUCCAAGGACUACCUCAAUUAUGUUUCCCAGGAGAAUUGCAAAUAGAAACGGAAGCAAAGGAGGACCGCUAUCAUUUCUUGGUGUUCACAGAUGUUUUUGGAACAAGGACUUAUGGUGUGGCAGUACAGUUCUACAGGCUUAUUGAGGAAGGAAACAGUUUCCAACAUGGACAAACAAAUUGGAAUGUGCACAAUCAAAGGAUGUCUACACUGUAUGCUCCCUUCAGUGUCUGUGUGAUCUCCAAAUUUCCUUAUUAUACAGCCUUUAAGGAUUGUCUUUCCAGCCUGAUGGUGCAUGUAAAAACAUGUCAAGAGCUGGAUUUUGAUCAUAAAGUGAGACAGUUUGCAGCAAAAUUAGCCUUGGUGCCCAGUCCACCAUCUGGAACUCUUCAUUUGGUAUUUAACCUAAAUCCUCUGCUGAUUGUAUUGCCUUCAAGGGAAGACCCUAAUUAUCCAGUGGCAGACUUGGACAUUCAUCUCCCUUUGCUUUGCUUCAAGCCAAAAUGUAUUCUGCAGAUCCUGACAUGUAUUUUAAUGGAACAGAGGAUAGUCUUUCUUUCAGCUGAUUGGGCUUUGCUGACACUUGUUGCAGAAUGUUUUAUUCUUUACCUUCACCCACUUCAGUGGCAACACACCUAUGUUCCUAUCCUGUCCAAAGAAAUGAUGGAUUUUUUGAUGGCUCCAACAGCUUUUCUCAUGGGUUGCCACAUUGAUUACUUUAAAGAAGUUAAGUCUGAAAUUGAAGGCUUAAUAUUGGUGAACAUUGAUGAAGGGACAAUUUCAUUUUCAAACUUGGCAGCUACUGAGCCAGAUAUACCUGAAAUGCCUUCACAAGCUGCAGAAUGUUUUGCACAAAGGAUUGAAAGUCUACAAUUACAUUAUGAUCUGGAAUUAUCCCACUUAGGAUCCUCCUCAGAUAUUUCAAAUUUACGAAUGCGCAGAAGGAAUUGGCAGCAGAAUUUAAACUUGGCGAUUCAGGAGUUAUUCUUGGUGCUGGUUGUUAACAUGUUCAGGGAUGUAUCAGACUAUUUAAAUUAUGAAUAUCGUGUCUUUAACAGUGAAGAAUUUUUGAAGACCAGAACAGUUUCUGACCAGCCUUUUUACAAAAAAGUAUUGGAAACCUAUAUAUUCCAUUCAUUCCUGAAAGCACGUUUGAGUAGAAAAAUGGAUGCCUUCAGCCACAUGGAACUUCGUAUCUGUCCUGAAAGUAACAGGGUAAAGAUGCGAGAUAAUCCUCGGAGGCCUACAAUGGAGCAGAUGGUCAUGAGGAGAGAAUAUCAUUUUGACCAUUUAGUGACUAAACGAUUUGCUGCAAGCAUGCCAAAUCUACCAGUAGACAUCUGCCAAGAUUUUUCAGCUGAGCAUCUGUCUAUAAGGAAGAACAAGUCUGAAAAUGCAAUGAAGAAAAGCACAAAAUCAGUGACAACUCUCAAGCUGCCAGAGUUUAGGUCCCCACUUAAUUAUUCCAGUGUUAUUGCAUGGUAUACAGAUUUCAUCAACCUACUGAGCAAAGCCAUAAAUGCCACAGGACAGGAAUGCUCAAGUCUGUUGGCAAGAUAUUACUACCUCCGUGGGUUGGCUUAUUUGAUGCAGGAAAAAUAUCUUGAAGCACUAUCAGAUUUCCAGAACCUGUACAAGACUGACCUUGACAUUUUCCCCAAAGAACUUGUAAAGAAAGUGAUAGGUGUGUUGCCUCCAGAUCAACACAGUCAAGCAGGUCAGAAACCAGAAUUAAAACGGCUUAUAAGCAUAAUGCUAGAGAAGGAACAAAAUGUAACGGCAUCUGAUGAACAUGUGAAAAAAUUUGAACUGCCUAAAACACAUAUGCACAAAGAAGAUUUUCUGAAAAGGAUCCAGGAAUCUGGAAUUGUGAAAGAUGUCGGUACCAUUCUUCGGCUAUUCGAUGCUCUAACUAUAGUUAAUUCUGAAAAGAACAAACUUAAAUAUCGUGACAUGACAACGGAGCAAAUUACAACAGCUAAAGUGGUUUCAAGAUCAGUGUUUUAUUUAUCGGCUGAGACUGGACACCUGAAACAGAUUGAUCCUGAGACAUUUAGAGACUUCUACAAUUUUUGGAAAGAAUCAGAAGCUGAAGCCCACGAAGUUAACCUUCCUCUGGAAGUGAUAGAAUAUCUGGAUAAAAACGAGAGUGUCUUUAAAUUGUCAUCAGCUGUGAAGACCAACUAUGGUGUUGGUAAAAUUGCAUUGACACAGAAACGACUUUUUCUUCUUAAGGAGGGCAGACCUGGCUAUGUUGAAAUCAGCAAAUUCAGAGACAUAAUGGAAGUUGAAAACGUAUCAGUGAUGUUUUUCCCACUUCGAAUCCCAGCUCUCAAAAUUAAAACUGCACUGAAAGAGCCAUUUGUUGGAAACCUGAAAACCGAACGUGAUCUUUGGCAACUGAUUGUGAAAGAGAUGUGGGCUGGGAGAACGAUGGCAGAUAAGCACAAGGAUCCACAGUACAUUCAGGAAGCAUUGACAAAUGUUUUGUUGAUGGAUGCUGUGGUUGGAUGCACGCAUUCACGAGCCAUUUAUGCUGCUUCUAAAUUGGCUUAUUUUGACCAAAUGAGGAAUUUGGUGGUUCCAAAAACAACUUUGGAGACUUUAAAACACAAGAUAAAUCCUUCUGCUGAUCAAACUAGUCCCCAAGCUGUGAAUGCGCUUUUGUAUGCACCAGGUAAUCCAAAUUACCCAGAAGAGGGCGCCAAUGCAAAUCCAAAGUUAUGGUGUGCUUUAAGUGAAGGAAAAGUAGUGCUCAUAGAUGCAGCAUCCUGGUGCAUUCAGCAACAUUGCAUUCAAGUGGGAAACUCAAAAUUGAACUGUAUGUUGGGAGUGGAUUCCAGCCAACUGUGGAUAGGUUCACAAGAUUCCUGUAUUUACAUAAUAAAUACUUACAGUAUGUCCUGCAAUAAACAGCUGACUGAACACUGCACUGAUGUCACUGACAUGGUCUUGGAGGAUCAAGGCUCCACUCUCAGUCAAAAAUGCGUGUAUUCAUGCAGUCUAGAUGGAAGUGUCAUUUGCUGGGAUGUGAGCACUUUGCAGAUAAAGACUCAUUUUCAGUUGUCCAACUGCCACGGACUAAUUGCCAUUCAACUCCAUAACUGUAUGCUCUGGUGCUGUGUAGGAGAUGCAUUGCUGGAGGUGAAAAAAACUGGACAAGUUUUUCGUACGUUGAUACUAGAAAAUCCAAAUGGCAGUCGAGCCUUUUUUAGCUGUUUCCUUGUCCUUCCUGGGAAAAAUCAACUGGUGACUGGAUGUGCUGAUAAAGGAGAAGUUUGUUUUUGGGAUAUGGAAAAUCUAUCAAAACCCUUGCAAAAGAUUCAGCUUCAGGAUUGCAGCAGUAUUAAUUGUAUGAUAUUCGUCAAAAAUCAGGUCUGGAUUGGAAGCAAAGGAUUGGACAAAGCAAAUGGGAAAAUAUACGUGAUUGAUGCAGACAAAUACUAUGUAGAAAAAGAACUGGUGGCUCAUGUAGACAUGGUUCGAGCAUUGUGCUCUGCUGAAAACAAAUAUGUUCUUAGUGGAGCAGGCAGGGAAGAUGGGAAGGUUGCCAUUUGGAAAGUGGACUAAUUUUCUGCAAUUUUAACCCAUUUUAAUAUGGAGUUAAACACAUUACGCAAUUGUGCUGUCAAAGUGGAGAAUAAAAUGGAAGUCAACAUCCUAUAUCUUUAUGCAUCUGUGCACAUUUUAAUUCAGAUCUUUGUACAAAUGUUUAUUUCAUAGAAGAGGCAAGUAUUACUUCAAAGACAAAUUACUGUAGAUUCUGGAAAUCUCAAAGUGAUAAAAAUACGUAAUAUGAUGACAUUUCAUCAGAUGUGUAUAUAAUUGUAUAUAACUUUGACAAUAUUUUACGUCCAAUUUGAAAACGUUUUUAUUAAAGAAUUACCCUUU